GGUCUCUGGGCGGGCCGAGGGAGGCUCCCGACGCGGGGGCCGGGCCGGGAUGGCGGCGGCGGCGGCCGGAGCCGGAGCGUGGUCGGCUCAGGAGAAGCAGUUCCCGCCCGCCCUGCUGAGCUUCUUCAUCUACAACCCGCGCUUCGGGCCACGCGAGGGAGAGGAGGAAAAUAAAAUUUUGUUUUAUCAUCCCAAUGAAGUGGAAAAGAACGAGAAGAUUAGAAACGUGGGAUUAUGCGAAGCCAUUGUCCAGUUUACAAGGACCUUCAGCCCUUCAAAGCCUGCAAAAUCUUUGCACACACAGAAGAACAGACAGUUCUUCCAUGAACCGGAGGAGAAUUUCUGGAUGGUCAUGGUCGUUCGGAAUCCUAUAAUUGAAAAGCAGAGUAAAGAUGGAAAACCGAUUGUCGAAUACCAAGAGGAGGAGUUGCUGGACAAGGUCUAUAGCUCAGUGCUACAGCAGUGCUACAGCAUGUACAAGCUUUUCAAUGGGACGUUUCUGAAAGCCAUGGAAGAUGGAGGUGUCAAGCUCCUGAAGGAAAGAUUAGAGAAAUUCUUUCAUCGGUAUCUGCAGACGCUGCACUUGCAGUCCUGCGACCUGCUCGACAUUUUUGGCGGAAUCAGCUUCUUCCCCCUGGAUAAAAUGACGUACCUGAAAAUCCAGUCCUUUGUCAACAGAAUGGAGGAAAGCCUGAACAUAGUCAAAUACACCGCGUUUCUCUAUAACGACCAGCUCAUCUGGAGUGGAUUAGAACAGGAUGACAUGAGAAUUCUGUACAAAUACCUCACCACCUCUCUCUUUCCGAGGCACAUGGAACCCGAGUUGGCAGGAAGGGAUUCUCCAAUAAGGGCAGAAAUGCCUGGAAACCUACAACACUAUGGAAGAUUUCUGACUGGACCCCUGAACCUAAAUGACCCAGAAGCAAAAUGCAGAUUUCCCAAGAUUUUUGUCAAUACAGAUGACACUUAUGAAGAGCUCCAUUUAAUCGUGUAUAAGGCCAUGAGCGCCGCCGUGUGCUUCAUGAUUGAUGCCUCCACGCAACUGACGGUGGACUUCUGCCGGAGGCUGGACAGCAUCGUGGGGCCCCAGCUGACAGUGCUGGCGUCGGACAUUUGUGAGCAGUUCAACAUCAACAAGAGAAUGUCUGGGUCUGAGAAGGAGCCCCAGUUUAAAUUUAUCUACUUCAACCACAUGAAUCUAGCAGAGAAGAGCACCAUCCACAUGCGGAAAACACCCAGCGUGUCGCUGACCUCUGUCCACCCUGACCUGAUGAAGAUCCUCGGCGACAUCAACAGUGAUUUCACUCGCGUGGAUGAAGACGAAGAAAUCAUUGUAAAAGCCAUGAGCGACUACUGGGUUGUUGGGAAGAAGUCCGACCAGCGGGAGCUCUAUGUUAUUUUGAAUCAAAAAAAUGCAAACCUGAUUGAAGUCAACGAAGAGGUAAAGAAGCUCUGUGCGACGCAGUUCAACAACAUCUUCUUCCUGGACUGACCGCUCGGCUCGCCAGGCGCCUGGGACGACUGCGGACACUUGUUUACGCUGCAGGUCACUGGCCGUGUCUGCCUGGACGGUGACGAGAGUAAAGCAAUACUUGCUUUGAGGAAUCAGCUUUGUACUCGGUCUGAUGAUCCCCUGAGGUUUUUAGAUUUUACAUAAUUUAUGUGGAAUUGACUACAGGUAGUGGGCUGUAUCUAUCAUUCCAUUCUUUUGACAUUAUGUGAAUAUUUUACUGGAAAGUAAAACUAAUAAAUUGUUAAAGUUUCUAAGA
Messenger RNA from Lepus europaeus (European hare), 1769 nucleotides. It is a transcript of the gene CCZ1, whose product is annotated as CCZ1 homolog, vacuolar protein trafficking and biogenesis associated. The transcript is spliced from 15 exons. The coding region runs from base 50 to 1492 and encodes 480 amino acids. The record is from RefSeq and is a predicted model, not a curated record. Gene Ontology annotation, biological process: vesicle-mediated transport. Gene Ontology annotation, cellular component: intracellular membrane-bounded organelle; Mon1-Ccz1 complex. NCBI's taxonomy places the organism in Eukaryota, Metazoa, Chordata, Mammalia, Lagomorpha, Leporidae.